Vicia villosa (hairy vetch) is the source of this 318-nucleotide messenger RNA. RefSeq lists its product as uncharacterized. Lineage: Eukaryota; Viridiplantae; Streptophyta; Magnoliopsida; Fabales; Fabaceae. The record is from RefSeq and is a predicted model, not a curated record. The transcript has a single exon. Bases 1 to 318 code for a protein of 105 amino acids.
AUGCAUUUCAUUGGUCCAUACCAGAUUAUGCAGAAGAUAUGUGAAGUGGCCUAUCAGAUUGCUUUUCCACCGUCACUUUAUAAUCUCUAUGAUGUGUUUUAUGUGUCUCAGUUAAGGAGAUACAUUUCGGGUCCACCACAUGUGAUCCAAGUGGAUGAUGUACAAAUGAGAGAUAACUUGAUUGUUGCGGCAUCACCCAUGCAGAUAGAGGAUUCAGAAGUGAAUCAGUUACGUGGUAAAGAGAUUAUCUCGGUGAAGGUAGCUUGGGGAGGACCAACUGAUGGGAUUGUGACUAGGAAGCUUGAGAGCCAGAUGUAG